AUGAAAGAAGUUUUUCGGUUUGGGAAGAAGGGGAAGUUAAGUCCAAGAUACGUAGGACCCUAUGAGAUACUAGAAAGAGUAGAAGCAGUCGCUCAUAGACUGGAUCUUCCAGCUGAAUUCCAAGGAAUUCACAACGUCUUCCACGUAUCUUUCCUCAAGAAGAGGUUUGAGAAACAUAUACCAACAAUUGUAGAUACGAGGGACAUUUCACUCCAACCCGACCAAACUUAUGAAGAAAUUCCUAUUCAAAUCAUAAAUUGGAAGGAUAAGGAAUUUCGGAAUCGGAAAAUUCCCCUGGUUAAGGUUUGUGGCGGAGUCACGAUGUCGAAGAAGCUAUUUGGGAGAAGGAAGUCGAUAUGA
This is a messenger RNA of Juglans microcarpa x Juglans regia, 360 nucleotides long. RefSeq lists its product as uncharacterized. The record is from RefSeq and is a predicted model, not a curated record. The transcript has a single exon. Lineage: Eukaryota; Viridiplantae; Streptophyta; Magnoliopsida; Fagales; Juglandaceae. The coding region runs from base 1 to 360 and encodes 119 amino acids.